AACAAGUCCUUGAAGGCAGCACAGUAACCGAACGCUCUAUAUUCUUCACACGGCGUCUCUCUGCGGCCAUGGUAACACUUUCCUCAAUGCUGGAGCGCUGAUUCAAAAAAACCCCCCCACAAAAACAGGUGCUUUUCAUGCAGCUAUUAUUCAGCAUGAAUUUGGCAGAGAUAUGUGACAACGCCAAGAAGGGCCGUGAGUAUGCUCUGCUUGGGAACUAUGACUCCUCCCUUGUGUACUACCAGGGCGUCAUUCAACAGAUCCACAAGCACUGUCAGUCCCUCAGAGACCCCGCACUUAAAGUCAAAUGGCAACAGGUCAGGCAAGAACUCACUGAGGAGUAUGAGCAGGUUAAAGGCAUCAUGGGAACGCUCGAGAGCUUCAAGUCAGAGAAGCCAAUUGACAUCCUUGCACCUCAAUCCGACGAGAGACCUGAGGAUCCAGCAGUUUGGCCCCCUCCCAUCCCUGCAGAACACAGGAAUCCUGUUGUAGUGAAGCGUCCCAACAGUGCAGUGAAGCAGCAAAGGAAGGAGUCCCCUGGUCUGCAGCAUCGAGGGGCAGGGCCAGGAGGCCGCAGUCAGGCAAACCCUAAACCAGACCGGCCGGGAUUCAGAGACGCCCGAGGCACAAAGGCCAAAGACGAUAAGGGAAAGAAAGGGGUUGGAGACGCACCAGGGGAUGUAGAACAGAAGAAAUUUGAUAGCACAGGAUACGACAGUGACCUGGUGGACUCACUGGAGAGAGAUAUUGUGUCCCGUAACCCUAACAUACACUGGGAUGACAUUGCUGAUCUGGAAGAUGCGAAGAAGCUGCUGAGAGAAGCAGUGGUGUUGCCCAUGUGGAUGCCUGACUUUUUUAAGGGCAUUCGUCGCCCCUGGAAGGGUGUAUUAAUGGUCGGCCCUCCAGGGACAGGGAAGACCAUGUUAGCCAAAGCUGUGGCCACAGAAUGUGGGACUACUUUCUUCAAUGUGUCCUCAUCCACCCUUACUUCCAAAUACAGGGGCGAGUCUGAAAAACUUGUUCGUCUGCUGUUUGAAAUGGCCAGGUUUUAUGCACCAACAACCAUCUUUAUAGAUGAGAUUGACUCCAUCUGUGGCAGGAGAGGAACAUCUGAUGAACAUGAAGCCAGCCGCAGGGUCAAAUCAGAACUCCUGGUUCAGAUGGAUGGUGUUGGGGGAGCCCUGGAGAAUGAUGACCCCUCUAAGAUGGUGAUGGUCCUGGCUGCCACCAACUUCCCCUGGGACAUUGACGAGGCGUUACGACGCCGCCUGGAGAAGCGGAUCUACAUCCCCCUGCCCACAGCUGUGGGUCGUGUAGAGCUUCUGAAGAUCAACCUGAGGGAGGUGGAGGUGGCUUCUGACGUGGACCUGGACCUCAUUGCUGAGAAGAUUGAGGGCUACUCUGGAGCAGACAUCACCAACGUUUGCAGGGAUGCGUCCAUGAUGGCAAUGCGUCGUCGAAUCCAAGGCCUGAGCCCCGAGGAGAUCCGCGCUCUGUCCAAAGACGAGUUGCAGAUGCCUGUGACCAUGGAGGACUUCACCCUCACGCUCAGGAAGAUCUCCAAGUCUGUCUCUGCUGCCGACCUGGAAAAAUACGAGGCCUGGAUGGCUGAGUUUGGAUCAGUAUAGAGAACGUUUAGAAGGCUUAAAACCAGAGGGACCAGAACCUUAAAAGGAGGACUUGUAGCUUUGUAGAUGAUGAGCAGGGACUCGGGAGAGUACGUCACAGAGCUGAGUGAAUUCUAGUAUGUGAACCAGGCUGCACAUCAGGGAUCAAGAUAAUGCAGAGGCUCUAGUUCACACCAGAAGACUGGUGCCUUUGAGUGAGCAUGAUGAGAAUUUUCAGUGGCUUCACUCCCUCCACUGCCCUUUCACAUAUGCUCCCCUCGCUGUUGCUUCGACACAAUUGUCCGUGUAGAGACUGUCAGUCAUCCCGCUGCUGACUGACUUAAGUGACCUGAGGGAGAACGGGGUGAGCUUCCCUCAAACAGGGAACUUUUAAUGUAAAAAGUAGCCUAAUAUGCACAGGUAGACCACAGAAUGCACACUAGUUUUACUUACAUAUUAGGCCUCAAGCAAGAACAUUAUCGGAUUCUUAGCCUAAACUCCUCGUACUUUUUCCGUGAAGCUUUUUAAUGCGAGUGUUCCAGGACGGAUUCACCGAACUCUCUUAACUCGGCAAGCUUGUCGUAAAUUGCUCAUGUCAAACUGAUGAGUGCCAGCUGUCAACAUGUAGGUGAGCCUUUGUGAGAUUUGCAUAAUCAACGCCCUGACAUCUGCUACAUAAGAGUCCCAGCUCUGCUCCAUUUGUGGGCAAGUUUCAUUCACAAAAUGUUACCAAAGAGUAAAAAAGGAGACGCUGUCAGGAAUCAGCAGCCGAAAAACACAACAGAUUUAGCGGUAUAAGUGGUCAUAUUAAGAGACCUGACAUAAUUAGAAAAUCUCUAUACAGCCGGC
Xiphias gladius (swordfish) is the source of this 2456-nucleotide messenger RNA. RefSeq names its product katanin p60 subunit A-like 1 (gene katnal1). The record is from RefSeq and is a predicted model, not a curated record. Gene Ontology annotation, cellular component: microtubule cytoskeleton. The transcript has 11 exons. Gene Ontology annotation, molecular function: ATP binding; ATP hydrolysis activity; microtubule binding. Gene Ontology annotation, biological process: microtubule severing. Lineage: Eukaryota; Metazoa; Chordata; Actinopteri; Istiophoriformes; Xiphiidae. Bases 138 to 1628 code for a protein of 496 amino acids.